Messenger RNA from Batrachochytrium dendrobatidis JAM81, 375 nucleotides. RefSeq lists its product as uncharacterized. The record is from RefSeq and is a predicted model, not a curated record. The transcript is spliced from 2 exons. Bases 1 to 375 code for a protein of 124 amino acids. NCBI's taxonomy places the organism in Eukaryota, Fungi, Chytridiomycota, Chytridiomycetes, Rhizophydiales.
AUGACCAUCAAAAAAUACAUAGAAAGCGAAAAAGAGAUCAAUGAAAAUAGCUUGUUGAAAUCCAAAAAUACAUGUAUAUCUGAGCUUAACCAACAACAAGCCAUUGAUAUGGAUGCUGCCAUUACUGCUGUUGAUAAUCUCAUGGUAAUUCUUGACAUCGAAUUCGCUGAUUUUGAAGGGUGUCCAGUGCGCUCUGGAGAGAAUGGCGUCAAUGUCGCAGAUUUUUGCUCUAAACAAGGGCUGGAUUACAAAAAAGAUGUUAGCUCACCAAGCAUGUUCACUGAAUUAGGAGGAAAUAACAAAAAGUGGAUAUUGGAAUGGAUGAAUAGUUUACCGCAGGACAAAUUAUUGCCAACGUCGGCGGUUGAUGAUUGA